UGUCUGAAUCGAAAGUUCACAAAAAUCCUUCUAUCGUCACACUUUUGACAAAUGUGAACUCAAUUGUUGAUCAACAACAGGAGGAAAGGAAAGGAAGGAACCGCCCAUUCUCAUCAACAACUGGUCAUGAAAAGACAGCCAUGAAUUAAAAUAUUUUGCUGGAUAAUGGACUAUGAAUUAAAAAUUUCACCCAAUCUAAUACUAGUCCUUUUUCAUACAGAAAAAACAUUUCUUCCAAUAUUUUGUCCCUGGUUAAUUCUUCUAGAGGCAAAUUGCGCUACAUAGUACAUGGUUGUGAUACUGUAGCACGGUUGAAUCAUAAAAAAAUGGUUUAUUGUAAAUUAGAUUGGUACAGUACACAUACACAGGAAGAAGUUAUUGGUGGGUACAACAUGGUUAGAACAAUAUACUGAACAUUUUUCGAUUUUGUUUAAUAUUAUUUCAAUGAAUUACUGAUUGAAUAUACUAUUAUAUCCUAAUAUUAACUUUUAAGGAAGGUAUCCAAGACGCUAGCUAUUGGUUAAUACAUAUAUUUUUUUAACCAAAGAUCGUUGGCCUUACGAAGAAAAAUAUAGAAACAACGUUUACAACUGCAUUCAGAGUCAAAUGCAACAACUUAAACCACUUAGAUCAAGCCGACGCUUCAUCUUUUCGUGGAAAAAAUUAGAAAUAGGAAUAGAAAAUUUAUAUAUAAGAAAAGAAGAGGAAAGAAAUGUGAAUGAAAAUUAAAACAAACGACACAAAAAGAAGGCUACAUAAGGCAGAGACGUAUGUUAAUGCAGGCAGUGUUAUGUUAAACAGAAGGAAAAAGUCCAAAGUGACUUACCUUGGAAUACAAGUCACUCCGAUUCCACUUGUCUUGUGUACAAACUACAAACCACAAACAGCUGUUGUUCUAGAACUCAAAUUAAUUAACAAGGUUUAUAAGUGUGUUUUUGGAAUGAAUUAAGCUAGGCAAUUAUAAGGACGUCAGAGUCAAAAACCUUAUUACCUGUUUGAUGCCUGUCGUUAUUCUGAAAGGCGACACUAGUCCAUAAAAUGGUGGAUCGUGACGACGAAACAGUAGUUUAUACAGCCUAACCCUAAGAAUUAUCAACUAAUGAAAGAAAUACACACUACUUAAAAACUUCUUGAACUUGCCAACCGUCAGGGUCAGGCCAGCAAUGGCGCUGUUGAGUUUUCCAUGUCGAAUUAUUAGGUGCCUAGGUGUGGAUGAGCAAUGUGCCGGUUAAUAAUCAAAUUCAUCUAAUUAUACUCAUUUAAUAUGUGUUUGGGUGGAUAUGGUGGAUGAGUGUGAGUUAUUUUUUAGGUGGAUAAAGUUUGAAUGGAUAAUCGGUGGAUCUUUGACUUGCAAAAUUACCUGAUAUUAUGUCACUAAUCUACGUUUUAUAAUAAUACAUCGCUCUUUUUUUGUUCCAAAUAUAACUGGUGAUUGAUUCAAUUGAAUGAUAAUCAUUUUCAUAAAUUUUGCUUGAGACACAAAAAAAAAAAGGCCAGACUGGUGUACUCCUAUACUCCAGGUACUCAUAGUGAGAUAUCUCUAUCUAAACCAUGAAUUAAAUCAAGUUUGGGGUAUGAUACUAUACUCUAAGCUCUAAUGGAUAAAUCACAGGCCCCCGAUUCUCUAAACUCAAACCCGAAGUUCAAUUUAAUACAAAAUAUUAGUUGACCGUUGAUAUUAGUCGGAGCUUAGAAAAAGAUAUCUAACGGUCAUAUCACACGGAGUAUGGUAUACUUCUCAAGUACACUAGUCAUUAAAAAAAAGUAUAUGUCAAUGAUUUAAAAAUAUGAUAACUAUUCAUAAAAUGUUCCCUUGUUCACAAAUGACAUGUUGAUGGUUACAUGCUGCAAUAAACUACUCUUAAUGGUUAUCAAUUUUCUUGCAUUUUGUAGUUUUGAUAUUCAAUUAACUUGAUGUAAACUUUUAUGAACCUUAAUAAUCUUAUUAAUUAGAACACCAAAACCGUCAAAAUAACUCACUAUCCAUCAUCCACCCAAUCCACCCAUUAUUGUACAAAUAGGUGUGGAUGGUAAAUUUGAAUCUAAAAAACGUCCAAACUCACUCAUUACUCAUCCCUAUAUGUCAUCCAACAACACAAUAGCUCCCUUUUUUCCUUCCAUAUCUCCUUCGUAUUAUUUUUAAUCACACCCUAUUAUGCUCAUGGUUUAAAUAUCGCUAACCCUUAAUAUAAAUUCAUUUCUUCACCGAAAAAAAGUUUGCAUAUACUUGGUUCCCCUACCCACUCAAACCCAACACAUAAAAGAGCACAUUUCUGAUACAGUCAUCUAGAAGAAGGGAUUGCUUUUCCAGUUUUCCACCUCAACAAACAAACCACCAAAGAGACAAUGAAGGAAGGCAUAGCAGUCAACUCCAUCACCCUCCUUGUUUCCUCCCAAACUCUUUGAGCCCGUCCUCCCACCUCCCCUUUUUAACUGCGUUUCCAAGGGAGAUUUUGUUUUUGUCACCUCCUCUCUCUGUUCUUCUGUUCCUAUUUAUCAUACAAACACACCAACAACAAAACAAACUAGCUAGACACCAUCAAUUACAAAGCCCACAUCACCUUCCUUCUCCCUUGUUCUCUUGAUACCUCUGAUAUCCCCACCCAACAGUUCAUGGCAGCUGUUUCAAAGAUGGAGGAGACCAUGAACCUUCUCCACCAACCUUCUUCAUAUGAUUCAGAAGAAGAGGAGGAGGAAGAAACCCUUUCGCUCCGCGAUCUCCCCUUAACCACAGCCAGCACCAGCAGCAGCAGAAGUAUUGCCUGGAAUGAUGAACAAGGCGAUCGUGAUCGUGAUCGUGAUCAUCAUGACUAUGAUCAGGAUGUGUUCGAGUUCUUCAGUGGAGACUUCAAUCCUUCUUCCUCUACUACUUCACAUGAUGAAGCAAAAGAGGAGAAGGAAAGUAUAAUCUUCUGUGGGAAGAUCAUCCCACACAGGAAACCUGAUCAUCAGGGGAACAACAACAACAGCAGCAACAACCCAGAGGAAACGAGCUUCAAAGAAGGGGUUUUUGACAGUAAGAAUAGCUUCAAUAGGAGGAGAUCAUCGUCCCACAAUGAACCAAGACCAGCAGAAUAUUAUUCCAAUCGCCAGCAAGUGAAAAGGUUAUGGUCAUUACCACUGUCAUUCUCACCCCGUCCAUCACCACAGCUACCAUCAGCAGCAGCCAGAGUGCCUUCGACGAUGAAAUCGAGGUGGUAUGUGCUUGCUUUUGGAGCAGGGAAGGUCCCCGUGAAGAUGGAGCUCAAUGAUAUGAAGUUCAGGCAGAGCAAGAAGAUGAGCAGCAGUACCAAGUCCGACGAUGAUGGAAGGAAUAAUCAAGAAGUGGCGAAGAAGGUCGUCGACAGGAGUAGGAACAAGAAGGGUUCCUGGCCAGGGUUGCUUGGGGUUUUGGGUUGCAGUGGGGAACAAGGCAGUAGUAUGGUUAAAGCCUCAUUCGCCUGCGUGCCAUUACCAUCUGUGUGAGUUCUUGUUAACUUUUAGAACAUAGUUCAGAUGAUUAUGCUGAAAGACGGUAGAGCAAUUUUCGACAUAGAGAGUUCGUCUGCAAUUCAUGUUUGCUGAUGAUAUUGAGAGAGCCCAGAUGAUGAUCAAAGUUGCUAGAGGAAACGAUGUAAAUGGACAAAUACUUCUAGUACAGUAGCAGUUAAUUAUUUGUUUAUUAAAGCAGGUUGAUGAAA
Messenger RNA from Linum trigynum, 3680 nucleotides. Lineage: Eukaryota; Viridiplantae; Streptophyta; Magnoliopsida; Malpighiales; Linaceae. The record is from the annotation of a GenBank genome assembly.